GCUGCUGGGUCGCCGUUCACCCUUGCGCCCUCAUCGCCCAACCAGACAAACCGGCGGGGGGGAACCGAGAAGCCGGCAGCAGCAGCAGCAGCAGCACCCGUCCCGUCUCCCCGAGCUCAGUGGGAGCCGAAACGCGCAAAUCGGCUGCGUGUUUCUCCCCCGCCCCACUCCGGUGUCGCUCCGACCGUGCGCGUGUCCCCGUCCCCGCCUCGACCGUCAGGGAGCCGGAGACGGCGAAGAACCCGCGAGGUGUUUUCGGGAGGUGACUGAUUCGAGCAGGAGGUGUUGGAGAGGAUCGGGGCAGGAUUUGCGCGCCUCCCUCUUUUCCCGCCCUUGGAACCGAGAGGGGUGGAUUAAAACCAUGGCAGCGCCAGGACGGCAGUCACACUGUGGCCGGAGAGUUGCCUCCCUCUUUGCAGUCACCUUGUGGGUCCUUUCCUCGGCUCCACAGGUUGGUGGUGACCAGAGUCAGGGGGCUGUUUUCCUACGGGAAUUUACCUUAAUAAGGAGAGAGAGUCUUAAUGAAGAUUUCCUUCCAGAUUUGCUGAAUAAUAAUCACAAAACUGAAGAUACGAGUUCUCGAACUGCUCGAUCUGAAGAGGACCGAGAUAGUCUCUGGGAUGCCUGGGGCUCCUGGAGUGAAUGUUCCCGUACUUGUGGUGGAGGCGCUUCGUACUCCUUGAGACGUUGCUUAAGCAGCAAGAGCUGUGAAGGACGGAAUAUUAGAUAUAGAACAUGCAGUAACGUGGAUUGCCCUCCAGAAGCAGGUGAUUUUCGUACCCAGCAAUGUUCAGCACACAACGAUGUCAAGUACCAGGGACAGUUUUAUGAAUGGCUUCCUAUCCCUAAUGAUCCUGACAACCCGUGUUCAUUGAGAUGCCAGGCAAAGGAGACAAACCUUAUUGUGGAACUGGCACCUAAAGUCCUGGAUGGAACACGAUGUUACACUGAGUCACUAGACAUGUGCAUUAGCGGCUUGUGCCAGAUUGUUGGCUGUGAUCAUCAGCUGGGAAGCCCUGUGAAGGAAGAUAACUGUGGGGUCUGUGAUGGCGAUGGUUCCACCUGCCGGCUUGUUCGAGGCCAAUAUAAAUCUCAGCUCUUGGCAAAUAAAUUGGAUGACACUGUUGUUGUUAUUCCCUACGGAAGUCGUCAUGUUCGCCUAGUGCUGAAAGGUCCUGAUCAUUUAUAUCUAGAAACCAAAACUCUGCAAGGUGUGAAGGGCGAAAACAGUCUCAGCUUCACUGGAUCCUUCAUUGUGGAUAAUUCUUCUGUUGAGUUUCAGAAGUUUGCAGACAAAGAGAUAUUGAGGAUACCUGGUCCUCUCACUGCAGAUUUCACUGUAAAGAUUCAUUACGUUGGUGCUGCUGACAGUACAGUUCAGUUCAUUUUCUAUCAACCUAUUAUCCACCGAUGGAGAGAAACUGAUUUUUUUCCUUGUUCUGUAUCCUGUGGUGGAGGUUAUCAGCUUACAUCUGCUGAAUGCUACGAUCUGAGAAGCAAUCGAGUGGUAGCUGACCAAUAUUGCCACUAUUACCCUGAAAACAUCAAGCCAAAGCCAAAACUCCAAGAGUGUAACCUAGAUCCUUGUCUGGCAAGUGAUGGAUACAAGCAGAUCAUGCCCUAUGACCUCUACCAUCCUCUUCCUCGGUGGGAAAGCACCCCGUGGACUGCCUGCUCUUCUUCCUGCGGAGGAGGCAUUCAAAGCCGCACAGUCUCUUGCGUGGAAGAAGACAUCCAGGGAUUGGUCAGCUCGGUGGAGGAGUGGAAGUGCAUGUACACUCCCAGGAUGCCCAUUGUUCAGCCUUGCAAUAUUUUUGAUUGUCCUAAGUGGCUGGCUCAGGAAUGGUCUCCGUGCACAGUGACAUGCGGCCAGGGUUUGAGGUAUCGAGUAGUUCUGUGCAUUGAUCACCGAGGGAUGCAUACCGGUGGCUGCAGUCCUAAAACAAAACCGCACAUCAAAGAGGAAUGCAUUGUCCCUACUCCGUGUUACAAGCCAAAAGAAAAACUUCCUAUUGAAGCUAAAUUGCCAUGGUACAAGCAAGCUCAGGAGUUGGAAGAGGGAAGGGCAGUUUCUGAAGAACCAACGUUUAUUCCUGAGGACUGGUCUGCCUGCAGUGUGACCUGUGGAGUGGGCGUCCAGAUGCGACUGGUGAAGUGCCAGGUGCUGCUAUCCUUCUCUCAGUCUGUGGCAGAUUUGCCCCUUGAUGAAUGUGAAGGACCUAAACCAGUGUCUGAACGAGCUUGCUAUGGUGGUCCAUGCAAUGGAGAAACUGGUGAAGAGACUGAUCUGCUCUUUAGGGGCUCACAAGAUUUUGAUGAACUUUAUGAUUGGGAAUAUGAAGGCUUCACUGAAUGUUCUGAGGCUUGUGGUGGAGGUGUCCAGGAGGCUGUAGUGACUUGCCUGAAUAAACAGACCAGAGAAUUUGCAGAUGAAAAUCUAUGUGUGAGCAGUCGGCGCCCCCCACAGUUGCUGAGAUCUUGUAACCUGGAACCUUGUCCCCCAAGGUGGGAGAUGGGAAAAUGGAGUUCUUGCAGUCUCACCUGUGGUGUUGGAUUGCAAAUCCGUGAGGUCUUCUGCACUCAUCUCCUCUCAAGAGAGACUAAUGAGACAGUGACUUUGGAGGAUAAGCUAUGUCACAAACCCAAGCCUACAGGGGUACAAGCCUGCAACCGUUUUGACUGUCCUCCAUCUUGGUAUCUUCAAGAAUGGCAACAGUGUUCACAGACAUGCGGAGGUGGCAUUGAGAGACGGGAAGUUCUUUGCAAGCAGCGCAUGGCGGAUGGAAGUUUUCUAGAACUUCCAGAAACGUUUUGUUCCGCUUCACGGCCAGCUUCCCAACAAGCCUGCAAAAAUAAGGACUGCCCCCCUGAAUGGCUCCUCUCGGAUUGGACACAGUGUUCUGUUAGCUGUGGAGAGGGAACCCAGACACGAAAUGCCAUUUGUAGGAAAAUGCUAAAUACUGGACUUUCUGCCAUUGUGAACUCAUCACUGUGCCCAUCUCUGCCACUCUCCUCCUUGGUCAGACCAUGUGUGCUCAUGACUUGUGCAAGAUAUCAGAGACCAGCUCACAAGCAACCCCCUUUAAUACUGGCUCAAAAGAAAGUUUUUAUCCAGACACGAAAGCAAAAGAAGUUGCAUUUUGUUGUUGGUGGAUACGCCUACCUGUUGCCCAAGACUUCCGUCAUUCUUCGAUGCCCUGUGAGACGAUUCCGGAAACCAAUGAUCACCUGGGAGAAAGAUGGCAAACGACUCAUCAGCUCUGUUCACGUUACGGUCGCGCCGUAUGGAUACAUGAAGAUCCAUCGAUUAAAGCCCUCAGAUACCGGCACAUACACUUGCACAGCAGGACCAGCUCAGGAGCAUUUUGUGAUUAAACUCAUAGGAGGCCACAACAAAUGUACUGCCACCUUGUCAUCUGGGAUAAAAGAAGACGAAUCCUCAAGGAAGGUCAGUCUGAAUGAAGCUUUGCAUGGCCAGGAGAAGCAUCAGAAUAAAAUUCUCUUCAACGGAAGCAAAACUGAAAAACGAGGACUUGCCUCUGGUCCUAGCCACCAGUAUGAUGACAUUGUCUCAAGGCUUCUGGAAUACAGAGGCUGGCCUCGGGUGAGUGCAGAGCCAUGGGAAGCCCAGGACUCCACAGAGAGAAAUAUUUCUUCAGAGGAAGACCAGGGUCAGGACUACAACCUGCCUUUCACUAUGGUCGCCAAUCAGGAUCGUUUAGAUGACAUCUUAAAGAAUUUGUCUCAACAGCCUGAGGAACUGAAGGAUGUCUAUAGCAAGCAACUUAUCUCCCAGCUGGCCCAUGAAAUUUUCAAGAGCCAUUUGGAGCAUCAGGAAUCUUUUUUCAAAACCCAGGGAAGCAGAGUCAGUUCUGCUUCAGUGGAAUUUCCAUUCACUAAGCAUUUUUCUGAGUUUAACAGAUUAUUGAGAACAUCUUCCUCCGAAGCCCACUUGGGCACAUCUCUAGAACUCGUAAAUGGUUCACGUGGGCCGCACAAGAAACCUGCCAUCUUGAAGAAGAUCUCUGCAGCACAACAACUAUCCGCGUCUGAGGUUGUCACCCAUUUGGGGCACACUGUGGUUCUGGCCAGCGGGACAUUAAGUGUACUUCUUCACUGUGACUCUGUUGGAAAUCCAAGGCCAAUCAUUACCUGGGCGAAGAAUGGAGAAGCUGUGCAGUACAACAAGAGGAUUCUUCUUCAACCGGAUGACUCCUUGCAAAUCCUAGAACCAGUUGAAGCCGACGUAGGCUUCUAUACUUGCAAUGCAACCAAUGUGUUGGGCUCUGACUCUGUCUCCAUUGCCAUCACAUUAGCAGGGAAACCACUGAUAAAGACCUCAAGAAACACCGUGACCAACCAAAACUUGCCGAUGAUUUCUGUUGAUAUCGGAAGCACAGUGAAAACAAUUCCAGGAGUAAAUGUGACCAUUAGCUGCCAAAUUGCAGGUGUGCCUGAGGCAGAACUUACCUGGUUCAGGAACAAAAUCAAGAUGGCCCCUGACCUUCACAUCCAUGAUGGAACACUGCUGAUUCCAAACGUAUCUAUCUCAGACCAAGGGUUGUAUUCUUGCAGGGCUGCCAACAUCCGCGGGGAGGUAACGGAAAGCACUCAUCUAUUAGUCCUCGAUCCACCGCAGCUCCCUCUUCAAUUUGAAGACAUGGCAGCCACUCUGUCUCUCGUGGGGCCAGGCAUUCCUUCGGUGAUAACAUCUCCUUCAGGAACAAGAAAAAUAUUGAGCCAAGGAAGCUCCGUGCUCAUAGGCUGCCCAGUAGAUGGUCAUCCAACUCCUAACAUCACUUGGUUUUACGAUGGUCAUCCCUUCCAUCUGCCUCAUCGGGUGUUGGCUUCUGGUCAGAUUCUCCAGAUCCUGAAUGUCAGCAAUUAUUAUCAGGGAGAAAUCAGCUGCAGGGCUCAAAAUGAGGCAGGCUUACUUAUUCAAAAAACAUCUCUGGUCAUCCAAGAUUACUGGUGGUCAGUGGAGAAGAUGUCGCCUUGUUCAGCCUCUUGUGGCAAUAAGGGUCUACAAUACCAUCAGCUGAAAUGUUUACUGGAUGGAACCCAGGUCAACAUGUCACAUUGUGUGGAAAAACCCAAGCCAAAUCUGCAACCUGUGGCGUGCAAUAGGAGAGACUGCCCUUCAAGAUGGAUGGUGACCUCAUGGUCUCAGUGUACCCAGAGCUGUGGUGGGGGUAUCCAGUCCCGGAGGGUGACUUGUCAAAAACUGACUGCUGCUGGCAUUUCCGUACCUGUGUCCAGCGAUAUUUGUGCUCAACUGGCCAAGCGUCCAGUAGAUACUCAGAGUUGCAACAGACAGCUAUGUGUGGAGUGGACAACUUCAGCCUGGGGACAGUGCAAUGGGCCUUGUGUUGGCUCUCGUCUGGCACUCCAGCACAGGCAGGUUUUUUGCCAGUCCAGGGAUGGGGUCUCUGUGCCUUCGGACCAGUGCAGUUCCCUCCCGAGGCCUUUAAGCACUCAGAACUGCUGGACAGAUGCCUGUGGCGUACACUGGAGAGUCAGUCUGUGGACGUUGUGCACUGCUACGUGUGGGAAUUAUGGCUUCCAAUCUAGAAGAGUAGAAUGUGUACGUGUUCAUACAAACCAGCCUGUGCAAGAUCACUUAUGCGCCUGGAGACCAAGACCAGCUAACUGGCAGAGGUGUAACAUCACUCCAUGCGAAAAUAUUGAGUGCAGAGAUACCACCAGGUAUUGUGAGAAGGUGAAGCAGUUAAAGCUCUGCCAACUGGCACAGUUCAAGUCACGCUGCUGUGGGACGUGUGGAAAAGCAUGAAGGCAGCAGCAAAAGAAAGAAAGAAAGACAGAGAAAGUGAAUUUAGCAACCGAUGGCCUUGCUCUACUCUGCUCCUGAGAAGAGCUGCUUGAGAGAAGGAAAAUGGGAAAAGCAGUUGCCUCGUCUGCCACUUAUUUAUUUAUUUUUCCUUUCUCUCCUCCUCUCUCUCUUUUUUUUUUUCUUGUUAAGAAAUCUCUUUUAACAGAGUCAUUUGUUCUUUCUAAAAAAAAAUGACCUUGACAAGGUUUCUCUCCUAAUGAUGGGAAACACAUGCAGCGUGUCACAGUUCAUGAUGAGGGUGGAGGCCAAAAGAGGGAGAGAGAGAGAGAGAGAGAGAGAGAAAGCAUGUUGGAAAUGGAACCGUCCAGAAGACAUCACUGGGGGCCCUUGACGGACUGAAGAAAUGACGUGGAAGCAACCGGAGACCAGACGCCCAACUGGAUUACUAUUACCUGAAUCAAAAUGGGGCUUGACAGAUACAGAAAGCAGAGAUUAAAAUGGACGAUUGCCACCUUGCAAAAGUUGGGACUGACUCUGGCACACUUACAGUAUAUCCUCUUCCCAAAUAGGGAUUUGCUAUGGUGAGCUCACUAUCGCCACCCGGGAAGCUGGUAGCGUGAAGCGUUAUACUUGUGACUUCUUGGCAUUUUGCCACCGAGGCUUCCCAGAAGAACAGCUGGCCUUUGGGGGCUAGAAAUUGGCCCUGGUGAUGGGGAUUACCCAUGCCAACACAUCCAGAGGUCACGAAGUUGGGGAAAAAUCUAAUUAGAAAUAAGAAGAAGUAAGUAAAGUCCUCGCUGUCUAACUCAGUACUUCCCAAAAGGUUUUGUUUGUACAUUUGAGGAAGUGAUGGCUUGUCUGUAUCCAUAAUGAGUUUAUCAUAGCUGUAUGUCUUUUUUUUUAUGCUACAAUUUGGGAUUUUCUGCUUUUGUGAUCCUCAGGUGAUACAGUUUGACCCUCAGAAUGCUACAGUAGAUUAAAUUGAAUUUUCUAAUAAUGUGGCUGAAAUGCAGGGGGAGCAAUGCCAUUCAGAUUAGAAAGAAAGGUGCACCAAAGAUUAAUUCUCACAGUUCAUUUUGGUUCCUCACGGUCCAAUUACCAAUCUCUUCUUCGCUUAUUGAAAGCUUGGAGUCCUUUUUUAAUUUAUUUCAUUUUUUUAAAAAAAAACACGCCUAACUAAAUAUAUUGUAUGCAGGUUCAUCCUGAUUACUCUUGCUAAAUAUUGAAUCUGAUGAAAGCGGAGGGAAAUACUCAGGAGGUUUCCAUUGCAUGUUUCUAUUGGCUUUUGUUAGCAGAAAUGAAGUUGGAAACUAAUAAAAAAAAAAACUAAAAGAAUAUGAAGAAAUUGGGAUGGAAGAUUAUAUAAUCCAUAUGGUUCAGAGUGUAAAAAAAAAACCCCACAAAUACUUUGCAAUAAUAAAAGAGAAAGUAUGAGGCAAACCCUAAGAGGAAUAAGUGAACUCAAUUGUCCAAAAAUAUUUUUCGAAAGAAGGGGUGAAACGGAAGGACAACAUAAUCCAUAUAACUGUAUACUGUAUAGAUUUUCUACAUUGAAAUUAGAGGUUCCAUGAGAUUAGAUCAGGUUUAAAAUGGAUUGCUGGUGAAGAGUAAUCCUAUUAAUCCUCACGACUGUGACGCCCACUAUAUGGAACAAAUGCAGAGGUAAAUUGUCAACAUCCUCUCAGACCUGAUGAAAUAUAUUAACCGAACUGUUUUCUCACUUGAUGCGGAUGACUCAGAGAAAGACAAUCAAUAUAGGUGCUUCCCAUUUCAUGAUCCUUUUUUUAUUUAAAGGGGGGGGGUUCUUUUUUAUUAAGCAGGAUGAAAUUCACAAACUGUGCUGAACUGCUUGGAGCUAAAACACGGCAGCUCUGAAAUACACUUCCUUGGAAGAAUAGAAGCUCUGAUUGACAGGCUGUUGCAGCAAUCUUAUAAUGCCCCUUCAUUCAGCCUCCUUCACUUAGGAAUAACUCCAUGGAGUUAUUGCUUUCUGGAUAUUGUCAAAUGGAGCCGAGUGCCUUUAAGAAAUGGCUCACACAGGCUCCAGAUCUCUGCUGUUCAUUAAAGCAGUUCAUCUUUUUUUUUUUUUCCCAAAAACCCCAAGGGCCCUAAAAAAAAAAAAAAACUUAAAAUAAAAAACCCUACUGUGGCUACCUUUAGAAUUGCAAGUCAAUUCCUUAAUGUGACGGAAUUCUCAAAAUGACUGCCUGUUUUAAUGAAGAGUAAGAGGCCAUUUUGGAACAAACACGGCCCUGUGGUGAAACAUGGGUUGCUCCAUGACACAACUCAAAAAGGUCACAUACUAUAUUUCCUGCCUGCUAUUAAAGGAUAAGGAAAGGCAGUCUCUAUGGCAGCCAUGAGGUCUACAGUGUCCUUCACACAUUUUAGAGCCCGGGCCAAAAGCAGAGCAAAUGAAUGAGCUGCUUCCCACCGACCCUGACACAGUAAUGAUAAAAGAAGCAUGUGGUUGGUUUGUCUUGCUUUGGGACGGCUGACUCUGACACAACAUUUGGCAGGUGUGAUGGUUUUUACCCAGCACUGAUUUCCUCCAAGGUAUAGUGACUGUAUGUCUCUAAUAACUAUCCAAAGCUGGGCUUUAGCACGAUGAAAGAUUGAGCAUCUGAAAAUCAAUUGGUAUUAUGUAUUUGUGGAGAAGGAAGAGCCUUCAAACAAAAUCAUGAUUUGUGGUGCACAUUUUUGUACCCCUAACGAGUGUUGCGGUGGCCUAGAGGUGGAGCUCUCACCUCACAAUCAGGAGCUUGUGAGUUCGAUCCUAAAUAGAGGCAUGAUAUUUCUCUCUGGGCACGACGAGAAUUUAUCUGCUGAAUAAUAAAAUUCCGCUUUGGUGACAGGAAGGGCAUCCGGCCAGUAAACAUUCUGCUCCAUUCAGAUGCCCUGACUCCACCCCGCAAGGGAUUAUGGGGUCAUUAAAAGGAGAUAAUGAUUUUUGUACCCCAAACAACUUCAGAGAGGGUAGGUGGACUCUUCAGUUCUGAGGGUUCGGUUGAAGCACUAUAAAAGGCCAGACCUGCAGCUUGGGUGUGUUUGCACAGGAUUCUUGGCUUGUAUUUAACCGUAAAAUGUGCGCUGAAGGUAGCAUUGAUAGGUUACAGCUUUUUAUUACCUGUAUAUUUUAAAACAUGUCUGGAAGUUCUCUGAUGAGGUCAAUGUCAGGUCCGCCAGAUUUAAAUUGCCUUCUGUUUUGGGCUUUCCAAAAUGUAUCUGGCAGAGAAUUUGCUCUCUUUUCAGAUGGGUCUCUGAGUUACCGUGUUGCUAUGAAUCAAUGCAACAUUUAUUUUUAAAAAAAGAGAGAGAGAAAGAGAGAAUGUCUUUCUAUGUUAUGUAAAUGUAUCAUGUGUGUGUAUUUAUUAGAAUUUCAUGUAUAAAAAGUGCAAUAUGAAUAAUUGUACAUUAUUUUUGUCCAGAUGAAACUAUUGGGGGAGGUGGGCGGGGGCAGGAGGGGAGAAGAGAUUCUUCUGUAAUACAUCUGCAAUGUUUUUGUAAUACCGGUGACAAUGUAUUGCCUGUCCUUAUUUUUGUAUUUAACUUUGACCACAUUCAUUUCAUACAGAGAAAACCACUGGGGGGGGGAAUGGGGGGGCAGCAUGGAGAGGAAGGUUAUAUUCUGCAAACAGAAGGACCCUUUUCCUUAGCAGUAAUGUGGUGGCUGUUUUUUUCUCAAUAGAAAAAUAAAUAGAUUUUCAUUAGAACGUCAGGCAUCAGUAGCUAAACACUUUUGGAUGGUGGCCUUUUGGAAAUUCUCUGUGAAAUAAAUCCAGGGGACAGCAUUCAAAUGGGUGCAGUGUUUUGGGGGUGCCCUAAUAUCAGUGGUGAAAUGCUACCGGUUCACAUCGGUUUGGGUGAACCAGUAGUGAUAAAAACUACCGGUUCAGAUGAACUGAUAGUAAAAAAAAGCUACCGGUAUUUCCGACAAUCAGCUAUGCCGCGCAAUUUAACAUCGCCAGAAAGCUUUCUAGUGAACCUAAAUAGCGCAGGACAGCUGUUCCCCGCCCCUCACUGUUCUACUUACCUUCCCAAGCUUCCUUUUUUCUGCACAAAAUACGUGUUUGGUGCUACACGUGCAUUUGGUGUGCAGUGCACAUGCGUGUGCAGCAGGCAUUUGAUGUGCACCGUGCAUGGGCAUGCAUGCAGCGCAUGUUUGGCUCACAUUGUGCAUGCGCACAUGCAGCUCGCAUUUGGCAUGCACCGUGCAUGCGCGGCCAGCGAACCGGUGGCAAACCGGUUCAGAUUUCACCACUGCCUAAUAUAAAUGUAAACGAGGCCCCCGAAGAAAAUGGCUUCCCUGUUUAUUUCAGAGCACAAACUCAAGGUAUGGAUCUUUGUGUUGUUGGUGCCACUUAAUGGUCUUGCAACCCAGAGGACUGAAUUGAAGCAAAGGCGGAUAAUCCAGUUCUGACUUCAGUCGAGCUGUAUCCAACUCUGGGUUUCUUUCCCCUGCCCCCCACCCACCCCCUGGAGCUGGCUAGCUGCAAACCCCAGCAAGGAUCCUCUGAGGCGAACCCCUCCAACAACGGGCAUGUCUACAACUGUGCUAAGGCUUGCAGCCUACGAAUGUAAUUACAAAUGUUUCAUGAAUUGUGACUUGGCAGCAUCCAUGUAAAUAUCUUGUUAAGGUUGACAAAUACUACAGGAGGCAGCUCCCCUCCCCCCCUGUUUUUUUUAAAACUUGUUUAUAUAAUUUUUUUGUACAAAUAAUGCAUCUUAUUUAUUUA
Messenger RNA from Pantherophis guttatus, 10524 nucleotides. It is a transcript of the gene ADAMTSL1, whose product is annotated as ADAMTS like 1. NCBI's taxonomy places the organism in Eukaryota, Metazoa, Chordata, Lepidosauria, Squamata, Colubridae. The record is from RefSeq and is a predicted model, not a curated record. Gene Ontology annotation, biological process: extracellular matrix organization; proteolysis. Gene Ontology annotation, molecular function: metalloendopeptidase activity. Gene Ontology annotation, cellular component: extracellular matrix.